ACGUGGGUUGUCUUGGUGGUGGUGGAUGCUCGGUUGGUGGCAGAACAUACAUGAUACAUCCUCUAUUUUCCAACGCCAUCAUUCCCCCAUUCAAUCUCUCUCUCUCUCUCUCUGCGCUUAAACUGUUAGGCGAACAAGAACAAAACAACACAGGAGCCACGCUUGUCAGUUUCUUCAGGUUAAAAGAGAAGAAACGAAAUGGGAAAUAUUGGAAGCAAUAGCAAUGGAGGAAGCCGCCGGAGGCAUCGGAGCCAACCGCCUCCUCCUCCGACAACGCCGCAGGAUCCGCAGACGGGAACCACCGGGAACAGAUAUGUUUUCGCUGCGGCCACACCUUACCCGAAUCCUAACCUACCCCAAUACUACCAGUAUCCCAGGUUCUACCCGCCACCGCCCGUGGGGGGUCCGUAUCCGCAGCCUUACCGCGGGGUCUAUCCGGCUCCGGCACCCGCCAAUUGGGUUAAUGGGCCGUAUCCGUAUGGGCCUACCCCGCACCCGGUUAUCCCCUAUGUGGAGCACCAGAAGGCUGUCACGAUCAGGAACGAUGUGAACAUUAAGAAGAAGAGUCUGAGGGUUGAGCCUGAUGAGGAGAAUCCUGGGCACUUCCUUGUGGCGUUCACUUUUGAUGCCACUGCGCCCGGAAGCAUCACGGUUAUGUUUUUCGCUAAAGAAAAUGAAGACUGCAACAUUACAGCAACAAAGGAAGGCCUGCUUAACCCUGUCACAGUUUCUUUUCAGCAAGGUCUUGGUCAGCAGUUCAGACAACCUAAUGGAACCGGAAUUGACUUGUUGAAGUUUGAGGGGACAGAGUUAAUGAAAGAUGGUGAUAUAGAAGUUUACCCACUUGUGGUGAAGGCUGAGGCAUACCCAUUGACCCAAACUGAACCAGAAGGAAAUCCAGUCAGGAAUUCUCAGAUCACCCUGGCUUUGUUUGAAAAGAAGGAGAUAGGUGAGUACCAUGUGCGGGUGAUUAAACAGAUCCUGUGGGUGAACGGGAUGAGGUACGAGCUGCAGGAAAUUUAUGGGAUUGGGAAUACAGUUGAUGGUGAUUUGGAUGAGAAUGAUUCUGGUAAAGAAUGUGUUAUUUGCUUGUCUGAACCCCGAGACACGACUGUCCUCCCAUGCCGACACAUGUGCAUGUGCAAUGGCUGUGCUAAAGUCCUUGCCCUCCAGUCAAACAGAUGCCCCAUUUGUAGGCAACCAGUAGGCAGGCUCCUGGAAAUCAAGGUCAACAAUGGACCUGAUGAUUGUGGACAGUCCGCCGCCGCCGAACAUGAUGCUGCUGAACAGGAUGCCGUGAAGUUAUAAGCUGCUCUCCAGCUUCGACAAUAGUAGAUUGUAAACAGGUGAUAAGAUAAGCAGCCAUGGUUCCUCUCAAUGCAAUGUUUGCAUUGUGUUGACCACUUUGCUCCUCAUACAAAUGGAAUUUUUCUGUUUUGCUUAGAAGCUAAGAAAGGUGCCUACAGCUGCUGUUUCUCUGUCUCUCUCCCUCUCUUUUCCAGUCAAGUAGGCCCUCAAGAACUGCCAUGAAGAGUUCCUUUACCAUAAUGUUUGGUUGGUGGCUUUGUUGUAAUUCUGAUAUCUGGAUUUGUCCUUCUUCAUAAUUGAUCUGGACCUUAUUUAUUGCAGAUAAGCCCCUAAUCAGAUGGUGCAGACCAAUAAAAACCAGUACAGUAGGCUGUCCUUGGUAAGAGAGGGAGAGGUAAACUUGUAAGAGAAAUGUUGUUUCUUGUUGGUUUGUGUAUUCUUCAUAUAUUCUUAGGUUUUGUUGCUAUUUUCUAUUUUUAAUUUACUUUUCAAGAAACGUGAAGGUUUUAUUAAUUAAGAAAUGUAAUGAUAUUUUU
Messenger RNA from Corylus avellana, 1844 nucleotides. Its product is annotated as putative E3 ubiquitin-protein ligase LUL2. Gene Ontology annotation, biological process: protein ubiquitination. Lineage: Eukaryota; Viridiplantae; Streptophyta; Magnoliopsida; Fagales; Betulaceae. The record is from RefSeq and is a predicted model, not a curated record. Gene Ontology annotation, molecular function: ubiquitin protein ligase activity.